This is a messenger RNA of Chelonoidis abingdonii (Abingdon island giant tortoise), 728 nucleotides long. RefSeq names its product INO80 complex subunit C (gene INO80C). The record is from RefSeq and is a predicted model, not a curated record. Gene Ontology annotation, cellular component: Ino80 complex. NCBI's taxonomy places the organism in Eukaryota, Metazoa, Chordata, Testudines, Testudinidae. Gene Ontology annotation, biological process: chromatin remodeling.
UCGCAAGGGAGCGAAACCGGCCCGCAGCCCGGCGGCCGCACUGCGCAUGCCCGCGUGGAGGGGCGGGAAGCUGAAGCCGACUAGUGGAGGCGCGGGGAUGUCCAGUCUGGUGCCAGGGGCAGCGGCCCGCAGCAAGAAGCGUCCGGCGAGCCCGGGCAACGGCAGCGGCCCCAGCAAGAAGAAGAAGGUGUCGGCGGCUCCGAGCGGCCCCCAGCUAGCAAGUGUAGGUGCAGAGACCAUGAAUGAGAAUAAAUUUAUGACUGUGGAUCCCAAUACCGGGCCAAUGGAAGCCGCCAUCAAACCGUUGCCAUUUAAGGCUCCAAACUUCAUUCACUCUGGCAUUGGUGGAGCAGCAGCUGGCAAGAAGAACAGAACUUGGAAGAACCUAAAACAAAUUCUUGCUUCUGAAAGGGCACUGCCAUGGCAACUCAAUGAUCCUAGUUACUUUAAUAUCGAAGCUCCUCCUUCCUUUAAACCAGCCAAGAAAUACUCUGAUAUUUCAGGACUUCCUGCAAAUUAUACAGAUCCACAGAGCAAGCUGAGAUUCAGUAGCAUUGAAGAAUUUGCUUACAUUCGGAUGCUUCCUUCAGACGUUGUUACAGGUUACCUGGCAUUAAGAAAAGCAACAAGUAUAGUUCCCUAAGACUUGCAAAAUGCCUUUGAGUGACCAGCCACGGAUUGGAAUAACAUUCAAUGUUUUAAAUAAAACUCUGCUUGUGGCAUUGAGA